Messenger RNA from Tyto alba (common barn owl), 3416 nucleotides. RefSeq names its product SID1 transmembrane family member 2 (gene SIDT2). The record is from RefSeq and is a predicted model, not a curated record. Gene Ontology annotation, cellular component: membrane. NCBI's taxonomy places the organism in Eukaryota, Metazoa, Chordata, Aves, Strigiformes, Tytonidae. The transcript has 28 exons. Bases 291 to 2900 code for a protein of 869 amino acids.
GUGUGACGGUGCGUGACGUCACCGCCGGCCCGUGUUUACAGCCGCCUGCGGAUCGGGGCGAGCCCAAGUCCCGACAGCGGCCCCGACAGACCGAUCGGCGCCGGGACCCCCCGGCCCCGGGCCCCGGCUGCGGACCCCGGCCCCGGCUCCGGCAGCGGGGCUGGCCAUGGGGCAGGGUGCCCCGGCGCACCCCGGCUGACCGCCCCGUCCGCCCCGUCCGCCCCGUCCGUCCCGUCCGUCCCGUCCCGUCCCGCCCCGGUGGACCUUGGCCGGCCGGGGAUGCUGGCGGGAUGCCGGGCGCCGGGGCGGCCGCGCUGGCCUGGGCGCUGGUGGCCGGGGCGCUGGUGGCCCUGCCGCCCGCCGAGCCCCAGCCCCGCGGCCGGCGGCGGGUGGCCGAGAAGGAGGCCCAGUUCAACACCACCUACGCCGACUGGGUGGACGCCGACCUGCUCAACAUCUACGCCUUCAACCACAGCGUCCGGCGGAACCGGACAGAGGGGGUGCGGGUCUCGGUGAACGUCCUCUCCGACCACAAAGACCUGCCCGUCCUCUUCGUGGUGAGGCAGAAGGAGGCGGUGGUCUCCUUCCAGGUGCCGCUCAUCCUCCGGGGCCUGAACCAGCGGAAGUACGCGUACCAGGAGGUGAGCCGCACGCUCUGCCAGCCCCAGACCAAGGCCGAGGUGGAGACCCAGCACUUCUACGUGGACGUCUCCACGCUCUCCCUCAACGCCUCCUACCAGCUGCGGGUCACCCGCGUGGAGAACUUCGUGCUGCGGACCGACGAACGGUUCAGCUUCAACGCCACGGCCGCCCAGCCACAGUAUUUCAAGUAUGAGUUCCCCGAGGGAGUGGACUCGGUGAUCGUGAAGGUGACCUCGGCCAUGGCCUUCCCCUGCUCCGUCAUCUCCAUCCAGGACAUCCUGUGCCCCGUCUACGACUUGGACAACAACGUGGCCUUCAUCGGGAUGUACCAGACCAUGACGAAGAAGGCGGCCAUCACGGUGCAGAAGAAGGAUUUCCCCAGCCACAGCUUCUACGUGGUGGUGGUGGUGAAGACGGAGGAUGAAGCGUGCGGGGGGGCUCUGCCCUACUACCCCCUCUCCGAAGAUGCCUCACCAGAUGAGCCCGUCGAUCAGCACAACCGGCAGAAGCUGCUGGAGGUGACGGUGUCGCCCGCCAUAACCUCGGAGGCCUACGUGAGCAGCGUGCUCUUCUGCCUGGGCAUCUUCCUCUCCUUCUACGUCCUCACGCUGCUCAUCGCCUGCUGGGAGAGCUGCCGGCAGCAGAGGAGGAAGGGGCUCCUGGCAGCCAUGGACUCGCCCAGCCUGGACACGGCAUCUCUACUGGGUCACGCCCGCAGCAUCCCCGACUCCUUCCUGGGCCAUACGCCCUACGACAGCUACGGUUACGGCUCCUUCGGGAACGGCUCGUCCGGCAGCGCCGAGGGCCUCACGGACAGCGUGGGCUCGGCCGAAGUCCCCUACGGCUACGUGGGGCAGGAGCAGUUCAAGCGGCGCACGCCGUCCGCCCCGAUGAGGCCGCUCAGCAUUGCCAUGGGGGAGCGGACGCUGGAGAACGUGGCCGGGCGGCCGCGCCUGGACUCGCUCAGCUCCGUCGAGGAGGAUGACUACGACACGCUGGCCGACAUCAACUAUGACAAGAACGUCAUCCGCACCAAGCAAUACCUCUGCGUGGCCGACCUGGCCCGCAAGGACAAGCGGGUGCUGCGAAAGAAGUACCAGAUCUACUUUUGGAACAUCGCCACCAUCGCCGUCUUCUACGCCCUCCCCGUCAUCCAGCUCGUCAUCACCUACCAGACGGUGGUGAACGUCACCGGCAACCAGGACAUCUGCUACUACAACUUUCUGUGCGCCCACCCGCUGGGGAACCUCAGCGCCUUCAACAACAUCCUCAGCAACCUGGGCUACGUCCUGCUGGGCUUGCUCUUCCUGCUCAUCAUCCUCCAGCGGGAGAUCAACUACAACCGGGCGCUGCUGCGCAACGACGCCCACGCUGUGGAGUGCGGCAUCCCCAAGCACUUCGGGCUCUUCUACGCCAUGGGCACCGCGCUCAUGAUGGAGGGGCUGCUCAGCGCCUGCUACCACGUCUGCCCCAACUACACCAACUUCCAGUUCGACACCUCCUUCAUGUACAUGAUCGCGGGGCUCUGCAUGCUGAAGCUCUAUCAGAAGCGUCACCCGGACAUCAACGCCAGCGCCUACAGUGCCUACGCCUGCCUGGCCCUCGUCAUCUUCUUCUCCGUCGUGGGCGUGGUCUUUGGCAAAGGGAACACGGCUUUCUGGAUCGUCUUCUCCGUCAUCCACAUCGUGGCCACGCUGCUGCUCAGCACCCAGCUCUACUACAUGGGGCGCUGGAAGCUGGACUCGGGCAUCCCGCGCAGGAUCCUGCACGUGCUGUACACGGACUGCGUCCGGCAGUGCAGCGGGCCCAUGUACGUGGACCGAAUGGUGCUCUUGGUCAUGGGAAACAUCAUCAACUGGUCGCUUGCUGCCUACGGCCUCAUCGUCCGCCCCAAUGACUUCGCUUCCUACCUGCUGGCCAUCGGCAUCUGCAACCUCCUGCUCUACUUCGCCUUCUACAUCAUCAUGAAGCUCCGCAGCGGCGAGCGCAUCAAGCUCAUCCCCUUGCUCUGCAUCAUCGGCACCUCGGUGGUCUGGGGCUUCGCCCUCUUCUUCUUCUUCCAGGGGCUCAGCACUUGGCAGAAAACGCCGGCCGAGUCCCGGGAGCACAACCGCGACUGCAUCCUGCUCGACUUCUUCGACGACCACGACAUCUGGCACUUCCUCUCCUCCAUCGCCAUGUUCGGUUCCUUCCUGGUGCUGCUGACGCUGGACGAUGACCUGGACUGCAUCCAGCGGGACAAAAUCUACGUUUUCUAGGGCCCCGCGGCCGCCCGCUGCCCUGGGACUGUGCCAAACGCCCGGCCGCAGCCCCCGGGGUUGGGGACAGGGGAGGGAUGCUCGCGCUGCGGGUCCUGCCAGCCGCUCCGUCCCCCUCCCCGCGCAGCCCGGGGGUCCCGGGGUGCCUCCUCCCCGUUGGCCGGGUCCGUCCCCCCCCCCCCAAAAGGUGCCGUGUGCCCGUCGUAGCCAAAACUGGGGCAGGGGUGGCAGCCGGGUCACCCGUCCUCGGUGACAAGUGACACUGGAAAAGGUGCUGGUGCUGCUCCGUGUCCCCCCACGGGCCGGGGCCAGCGCUGUGCCAGCAGCCCCGGGGCCCCCCCAGCACGUGGGUGUGGGUCUCUCCUCAGUGCCUGAGACUGGUGGGAGGUGGGGGUGCGUGGGUCCGUGGCAGGGGGGGGCCGGCUGUGGUGUGCCCCCCCCCCCACCGAGGCUGCCAAGCGCUUUCGGCGAGUGGGUCUGCUGGGAAGGGACUCGCAUUAAAGUGUCUGCACUUUG